Molecule: messenger RNA, 2668 nt
Organism: Vespula vulgaris
Lineage: Eukaryota; Metazoa; Arthropoda; Insecta; Hymenoptera; Vespidae
Product: pyridoxine/pyridoxamine 5'-phosphate oxidase-like
Exons: 6
Coding region: 569-1291 (240 amino acids)
Biological process (GO): pyridoxine biosynthetic process; pyridoxal 5'-phosphate biosynthetic process
Molecular function (GO): FMN binding; pyridoxamine phosphate oxidase activity
Source: RefSeq, a predicted model, not a curated record
GAAAUCUAUUUGGAUAUAUGAAUAUUAUAAUUAUUUAUAUUUAACAAAAUGAAGUAUCCCUUGCUAUAAAAUUUAUCACAUUUAACUAAAGUGUUGUUUUUAUAAUUCUUUUUUUUUAUUAAAACAAAUACCGUGAAAACAUACAUAAAUCUCACUAAUUUGUGAUUUUAAAUUUCAAGCUAAAGCGCGUACUACGUGAUGACUUGUGAUUGGUUGUUUAGAAAUCGUAUAGCGUCAAAAUUUCGCUCUUAUUUUCGAGUGUUUUACAAACAAAAGUGGUGUUACGGAAAGCUCAACUGGUUGAUUUCCUAAGUUCUUACGUCUUACGUCGUUAUGGAAUUUCAUCCAUAUGACUCUAAAUGCCACGUCAGUCAAUUUCGUCUCGUUUUGAUCAACAAUUCGAUCAGCAGUAUAGAACUUUUAAUCUAUAUUUUCGUGAUAUUAUUAAAAAUGAUAUAUGUAAUAUGGAAGGGGCAGAAUAUUAAUUAAAAUAAGCUAAGAGAAUGCAUAUAUGCAUUUAUGUAUUAUUGUAUAUUAUUGUUGAAACGUUAAUAGAUACAACAGUACAAUGAUGUCAAAAGAAUCUACGAAUUCAUAUGAUGUUGAUAUAAGAGAUAUGCGAGUAAAAUACAAAAAUAGAAAUGAAACCUUUACAGAAGAAGAUUUGGUAAGCAAAGAACCAAUAGGACAAUUUAAAGCAUGGUUUGAGGAAGCUUGUAAAACACCAGAAAUAUUUGAACCAAAUGCGGUACUUCUUGGAACUGCAACGAAAGAUGGUCUUCCAUCUGUAAGACCAGUAUUGUUAAGAGGCUAUAGUAUGGAAGGUUUCAAAUUUUAUACAAAUUAUGGCAGUAGGAAGAGUAAAGAAUUAGAAGAAAAUCCAAAUGCUGGAAUGACGUUCUACUGGGGACCAUUACACCGAGUUAUACGAAUAGAGGGAACUGUUGAGAAAACUUCAGCUGAAGAUUCUGAUGAAUAUUUUAAUAGUCGACCAUUCAAAAAUCAAAUAGGAUCUAUGAUCAGUAACCAAAGUACUACUAUUGCUAAUAGGGAAAUUCUUCUAGCAAAAGAAAAGGAGUUACUUGAUCAAUAUACAGAAGAAAACAUUAAAAGACCAGAUUGGUGGGGUGGUUAUAUAAUUAAACCAAAAUCAGUUGAAUUUUGGCAAGGACAAAGCAAUCGUUUGCACGAUAGAAUUCUUUUCAGGCGACCAAUGCCUGGUGAAAGCAUUGAUAAUAUUUUUGUCCAUACAGGAGAAAAUGGAUGGGUAUAUGAAAGAUUAUCACCUUAACCACUUGCGCUGGAAGAACAUGUUAUGUAUUUCUAAUCUUGGUAUUAUUCCCAGGGUCUCAUUUUAAAAAUGAAGGUUUAAGUUAAAAACUCGUUUUCUCGAAUUUUUGAAAAAGCUUUAUUUUCUUUGAAAAAAAUUCUAUCAAAAAUUAAUCUUUUUUCAAGAAUAAUUUAUAUAUAAAAAAAACUUAAAAAUUCGAAAAAGCGAAGUCCUAAGAUAAACCUUUAUCUUCAAGAUGAGACCUUGUUCAUCAAAAUUAGUCAAGGAUUGCCUCAUUGUUGGCCUGAGUGGUGUUUUCGACAUAUUGCGUACAGUUGCGACCUUCAAAAUCUUUAUUAAAAGAGAAGAAACUCAUAUUCAUAGUACUGAUUUUCAAAUCAUAUUUGAAUAUGUAUAGUUUGUUUUCAUGAAGUAGAUGAUUGUCUACUUAUUAUGUGCGUAAACUUAGAUUUUUAUCCAUUUCAAAUACAAAGAAAUGAGUUUCAUGAUGCUUACAAGGAGAAACUAUGUUAACUCAUUCAGAUAUUUCAAUGAGUUUUGGAUAGAUAAUUUUGUGAUAAAACUAAGGAAGUAUAUAUUUUGUCAUUUAUGUUAGUGGGUAUAAGUUUAUAGAAUAUUAAGUUUUAAAAAAAUGUAUAUUUUAUUUUUUAUAUUUUAUAUUUUAUAUUCUAGAGAUACAGAAAUUUUAAAAGGAAAAUUUAGCAGAAUUAGAUUUGUAGUUCAGGAAUUGUAAGUUCAAGACUGAAUGAUGUCAGUUCUUUAUUAUACAGAUGUAAGUACAUUCAAUAAUUUAUUCUUUUUUCUUUAUUUGAUAGUUUAGUAAGCUAUCCACUCUUCCUACUAUCCAAUCUCUUAUAUUUAUUUCUAUGAAUAAUUGACAUUCUUUUCACAAUGAUCUGUGCCAGAUGGGAUACAGCAGCAGCACAAUUUUGACAAAUGGAUAUCAAUACAUUUAUUGAUUAUUUUAUCAAAAAUAAUAAUGAAUUAUAUAUUAUAUAUUAUUUUUAUAAAAAUCAAAUUAUGAGUUUGUUUCCAUAUUGUCUAUAAGGUUUUUCUUCUAGCGCUAUUUUUUUUAUAAUUCUCUCAGUUCACUCUACAUGAUUACUAUUAUAUUAUACUACUACUAUUACUAUAAUAAUAAUAAUAUAAUAAUGAUAAGAAUAUACUUGUAUAUAUCAUGUAUGUAUAUGAUGACGCUAAUUUAUAACAAAAGAAGAAAGAAUGUGUCAUCUCAUGUGAUUGUUUUUUAUGCGACUCUCAACAAAUUGUCUUCUUAAUAAUUUCGAUACAUACCACUCAUUGUUUGAUACGUCUUAUGUUUUAAUUUAUAUUAAAAUAAUAUAAUAUAUGUCUUCAUUAAUCAUUUUCGAUGAAAUA